ACCAGGAUGGAGAGAAUCAUCAUCUCGUUGCUCAUCGUCACAAGUUCCUGCGGUUUUUCUGCCAAACACGUGUUUAUCCAGAACCCGCUCUCGUGGACCUGGGCCAGGGACUACUGCCGGGUUCACCACACAGACCUGGUGCCCAUCACCAACGACCUGGAGGAGAAGGUGUUCAGGGAGUCCGUGGGUGGGGACGGCGCCGGCUGGAUCGGCCUCUACUGUUCUUCUAGAAAAGAGAGGUGGAGGUGGUCGGGAGGGACCGCCGUCACCAAGGAGAAACGGGCCCGCGGAUUCGUUGCUGCCUACAACUGGACCGGUCACGGGUCGUAUCCAACGUUCGGUUGGUCCUACAACAACUUCUUCUGCCUGAACCUGGUGGUGGUGCAGGAGGGGAAGACCUGGAAGGAGGCGAAGCAGCACUGCAAGGGGGCCCAGGCCCAACUGGCCACCCUGCUCUCAGAGACGGAGAAGAUCCUGGCCACCAGGGAGAUCCGGGACCCGGCCGUGACCGGGCAGGUCUGGAUCGGGCUGCACUACCACGGCAGCUGGCACUGGGAGAACCGGGACCCCCUGGAGUACGAGGCCUGGUCCCCCGCGGGAGACCCGGACCCCCCGGGGGAAGGCUGCGGGGCUUUAACUAAAGGGGGGGUGUGGGUGAAGAAGGACUGUAGUGAGAGACUCCACUUCAUCUGUGCUUGAGCUUUAAAGAUUAAAGGAAACUUAUCUGAAUGAUAAAGAUAUCAAACUACAGGUAGAAGCUGUUCUGAUGAAUGUUAUUUAAUCAGUCGUGAGUUUAUAUAUAUAUAUAUAAAUGUGUGCUUCUGUAAGCUGUUAAUUAUCUUCAACUAGAUGUUGUUGCCAAGUUUAAAUUGUAUCUGAAGAGAUUUCAUCAUGAUUAAAGAUGUUUACUUCUUUAUUUAAAAGGAUCCCCAUUAGCUGACGCCAAAAACGAAAGCUAGUCUUCCUGGGGUCCAGACAAUAAAAUACAAAAUCACAAAUACAAUCUCAAUUCAUAAAGUACAUAAA
Messenger RNA from Cololabis saira (Pacific saury), 1026 nucleotides. Its product is annotated as secretory phospholipase A2 receptor-like. NCBI's taxonomy places the organism in Eukaryota, Metazoa, Chordata, Actinopteri, Beloniformes, Belonidae. Bases 7 to 699 code for a protein of 230 amino acids. The record is from RefSeq and is a predicted model, not a curated record. The transcript has 2 exons.